CGCAGCAUUGAAGAUGGCAACUGCCGACCAACACUGCCUGGGUAUCCGGGGAAAAUUAAGGAUCUGGAUAAAGAAUCCCAACUUUCGAAUACCAGCACGCCACAUUCGCAGAUAAGUGUGAUAACGACCCCAUAGUACGGAGUAUCCCAUUCACGACAACCGCCACGUACGACCAUGCAGGCGAGAUAGAACUAUUGACUACCUAAUGCACAAGCCAAAUCCCUCAUCCCGCUCGGCGGUAAAUCCACAGGCCAUGUGGAAUCGAGGAAGGACCCGAGUGCUCCGACGCAAGGCCAUCAAUUUUCGUCACGUCUGUCGGCUAAGAGUCCCACACGGUGGGAGACAUGCUCGUGAAUCCUCCCAUGACAGCAAGCACACAUGGCACAAUCCCGUCCAAUCCAGCCCAGAGCCAUAUCACACUCAUCGACAGCCUUAGGCGGGGUAAUGGAACUAUGACCACGCCAUUCUGGAAGCCCACCUCUCACAAAUGGGAGGUUAGCGCUGUGCAGCUGCAGGAAAUCAAUAGUUCC
Aspergillus eucalypticola CBS 122712 is the source of this 530-nucleotide messenger RNA. RefSeq lists its product as uncharacterized. Bases 206 to 436 code for a protein of 76 amino acids. The transcript has a single exon. The record is from RefSeq and is a predicted model, not a curated record. Lineage: Eukaryota; Fungi; Ascomycota; Eurotiomycetes; Eurotiales; Aspergillaceae.